Messenger RNA from Lachancea meyersii CBS 8951, 912 nucleotides. The record is from the annotation of a GenBank genome assembly. NCBI's taxonomy places the organism in Eukaryota, Fungi, Ascomycota, Saccharomycetes, Saccharomycetales, Saccharomycetaceae.
AUGGCUUUCACAGGUAUUCUGAGAAAUUCCGGAAAAGUUGGAUCCUCGCUUAGGGUGCCACACAUCAGGCCCUUUGUAGGCCACAUUAGAGCUCUACGUUUCAAUUCAACGAUUGGCAAAGACGACUCUCUUGAAACUACACAUUUCGGUUCAAGAACUGUUCCAAAAAGUGAAAAACAGAAACUGGUCGGAACAGUAUUUUCCAAUGUUGCCUCUAAAUAUGAUAUCAUGAACGAUGUGAUGUCUAUGGGGGUUCAUAGAUUGUGGAAGGAUCACUUUAUUAACAAGCUAGAUGCGGGGAAAAGACCGAACUCAAAAGAGCCUCUUCAUUUCAUUGAUGUAGCUGGUGGCUCUGGUGAUAUUGCGUUCGGGCUGCUAGACCACGCUGAGCACAAAUUCCAUGACAAAGAAUCAGACAUGCAUAUCGUGGACAUUAAUGCUGACAUGCUGAAGGAGGGUGAGAAGCGAGCCAUGAACCAGGGGAAAUAUUUCAAUGACCCACGCGUCAAGUUUCUAGUCCAAAACGGAGAAACUCUUGACCAAAUCGAGUCGAACUCCAAAGACGUUUACACCAUCUCAUUCGGAAUUAGAAACUUCACGAACAUUCAGGCUGGUUUGGAUACCGCUUACCGUGUUCUAAAGCCUGGUGGAAUUUUCUACUGUCUAGAGUUUUCCAAGGUUAACAACCCCAUUGUUGAUGCUCUUUACCAAAAAUGGUCCAAGGCUCUGCCAGUGAUGGGCUCGUUAGUCGCUAAUGAUUACGACUCUUACCAGUAUCUAGUCGAAUCUAUCCAAAAAUUCCCAGAACCAGAAACGUUCAAAGGUAUGAUCGAGAAAGCUGGUUUCCAAUGUGCCGGCUACGAGCCAUUGACAUUCGGGGUUUGCGCCAUUCACUGGGGUAUUAAAACUUAG